Messenger RNA from Bactrocera oleae (olive fruit fly), 555 nucleotides. The record is from RefSeq and is a predicted model, not a curated record. NCBI's taxonomy places the organism in Eukaryota, Metazoa, Arthropoda, Insecta, Diptera, Tephritidae.
AUGUGUCUACAUAUAGGGAUUGCGAAUGGUUAUGCAACUACUCUUUAUAUUGAACGUGAUGGCUUAUCGACACUAACAAUAAUUUUGCCUCAGGCACAUCCAACAAUAGCUAAUUUAAAGAGAGCAAUCGAAUCAACUGCACGUGUACAACAUAAAAGAGAGUUGCGUGAGCGAUACGAGAGCCGACGACGCAGACUACGUAUGUCCGAAGAAACUGAAAAUGCGAGCAAUAGCAACGAUAACUCCGACCAUAUGGACAACAGAAUGGAAGCAUAUCAGCAACGUCAACAUCAGGUUGAAACUAAUGCCGCUUGGUUGGCGGCCAACAGAAGCACCGGAGAAUUCGUUUACUCCACAACGCGCUGCGGUCAUCCACAUCGAACGACGGUUUCAUGGCGUUUUUUAUGGCGCGCCUACAUGUUGAUCGACGCUCAUACCAAAACGCCGCUUUUCGACCACGACGGACGUAAAUUGUUGAGUGAAUGUGGCAUAGAAAACGGUUUAACAUUACGAUUUUGCAAACGUGAAAUAUACUACAAACGUCGCCGAAAAUAA